Messenger RNA from Ornithorhynchus anatinus (platypus), 6137 nucleotides. It is a transcript of the gene TAF1, whose product is annotated as TATA-box binding protein associated factor 1. The record is from RefSeq and is a predicted model, not a curated record. The coding region runs from base 80 to 5944 and encodes 1954 amino acids. NCBI's taxonomy places the organism in Eukaryota, Metazoa, Chordata, Mammalia, Monotremata, Ornithorhynchidae. Gene Ontology annotation, biological process: transcription by RNA polymerase II; DNA-templated transcription initiation; RNA polymerase II preinitiation complex assembly. The transcript is spliced from 39 exons. Gene Ontology annotation, molecular function: RNA polymerase II general transcription initiation factor activity; RNA polymerase II general transcription initiation factor binding; TBP-class protein binding. Gene Ontology annotation, cellular component: transcription factor TFIID complex.
GCUUCCGGCGUGUGGGCGGCGGGUCGGGGCCCGGCGGGGGCAGGUCCCCGGCGCCGACCUGGGCCUCUUCGCCGGCAUCAUGUCGGACUCGGACAGCGACGAGGACUCGGGCGGGGGCGGCCCCUUCUCCCUGGCCGGCUUCCUCUUCGGGAACAUCAACGAGUCGGGCCAGUUGGAGGGGGACAGCGUGUUGGACAAGGAAUGCAAGAAGCACCUCGCGGGGCUCGGGGCCCUGGGCCUGGGCAGCCUCAUCACCGAACUCACCGCCAGCCAGGACGACCAGGACCAGGAUGACCAGGACGCCCCCGACAGGACCCCCGUGGACGAGGAGGGAUGGGUGAAGAGCACCGACGAGGCCGUGGACUACUCGGACAUCAGCGAGAUGGCGGAGGACGAGAGCCGCAGAUUCCGGCAGGUCAUGGGCAACCUGCAGCUGCCGGGGCGCUCAGACGACGAGGACGACUACGACGCGGACGGCGACGACAUCGACGCCAAGCUGAUGCCGCCCCCGCCCGCGCCGCCCAGCCCGGCCAAGAAGGAGCAGGACAAGGACCACGGCCACGCCGAGGCCGGGGACGGGAUCAUCCUGCCGUCCAUCAUCGCCCCGUCGGCGGCGGCGGGCUCGGCCACGGCGGGGGAGAAGACCGAGAGCAGCAGCAGCUCGUCCGACUCGGAGUCGGAGGCCGGGCCGCGGGCCGCCCGGCUGGCCGAGCCCAAGGAGGGCCAGCUGACCCUGCCCCUGGCCGGCAUCAUGCAGCACGACGUCACCAAGCCCCUGCCCUGCGUCACCCACCUCUUCCCUGAGUUCCGGCCCGGAAAGGUGCUGCGCUUCCUGCGGCUGUUCGGGCCGGGCAAGAACGUGCCGUCGGUGUGGCGGAGCGCCCGGCGGAAGCGGAAGAAGAAGCCCCCGGCGCGCGAGGCCGGGCCCGGCGGCCCGCCGCCCGAAGGGGAGGCCGGCCCCGACCCCCGGCCCGACCGCCCCUGCCCGUGGGCGGCCGAGCCGGCGCCCCCGCCGCCCCCCGAGCAGUGCCUGUCCGACGACGAGAUCACGAUGAUGGCGCCGGUGGAGUCCAAGCUGAGCCAGGCGGCGGGCGCGGCGGCCAAGGUGGCCGAGGCGGAGCCGCGGGUGGCCGAGUGGCGCUACGGGCCGGCCCGCCUCUGGUACGACAUGCUGGGGGUGCCCGAGGACGGCGGCGGCUUCGACUACGGCUUCAGGCUCAAGGAGCCCGACGACCGGCCCGGGGGCCGGACGCCGGCCCCGGCCCCGGAGGAAGGCGGGACGGCCGAGGAGACGGACCUCCUGGCCAACGAGAACUUCCUGAUGGUCACCCAGCUCCACUGGGAAGACGACAUCGUGUGGGACGGCGAGGACGUCAAGCACAAGGGGACGAAGCCGCAGCGGGCCAGCUUGGCCGGCUGGCUGCCGUCCAGCAUGACGCGCAACGCCACCGCCUACAACGCCCAGCAAGGCGUGGCGGCCGUCCUGGACGAGGACAAGCCGUGGUACUCCAUCUUCCCCAUCGACAACGAGGAGCUGGUGUACGGCCGCUGGGAGGACGGGAUCAUCUGGGACGCCCAGGCCAUGGUCCGCCUGCUGGAGCCCCCCGUGCUCACCCUGGACCCCAACGACGAGAACCUCAUUCUGGAAAUCCCCGACGAGAAAGAAGAGACGGCGUCCACGUCUCCGUCCAAGGAGAACAAGAAGGAAUCCUCCCUGAAGAAGAGCCGCAUCCUGCUGGGGAAGACGGGGGUCAUCAAGGAGGAGCCCCAGCAGAACAUGUCCCAGCCGGAAGUGAAGGACCCCUGGAACCUCUCCAACGACGAGUUCUACUACCCCAAGCAGCAGGGCCUGCGCGGGACGUUCGGCGGGAACAUCAUCCAGCACUCCAUCCCGGCCGUGGAACUGAGGCAGCCGUUCUUCCCCACGCACAUGGGCCCCCUCAAACUCCGGCAGUUCCACCGGCCCCCGCUGAAGAAAUACUCCUUCGGGGCCCUGUCCCAGCCGGGGCCCCACCCCGUCCAGCCCCUCAUGAAGCACAUCAAGAAGAAAGCCAAGGUGCGGGAGCAGGAGCGGCAGGCCUCCGGCGGGGGCGAGAUGUUCUUCAUGCGCACGGCGCAGGACCUCACCGGCCGGGACGGGGACCUCAUCCUGGCCGAGUACAGCGAGGAGAACCCCCCGCUGAUGAUGCAGGUCGGCAUGGCCACCAAGAUCAAGAACUACUACAAGCGGAAACCCGGGAAGGACCCCGGGGCCCCGGAUUGCAAAUACGGAGAGACCAUCUACUGUCACACGUCUCCUUUCCUGGGCUCCCUGCACCCGGGCCAGCUGCUCCAGGCCUUUGAGAACAACCUCUUCCGCGCGCCCAUCUACCUGCACAAGAUGCCGGAGACCGACUUCCUCAUCAUCCGGACGCGGCAGGGCUACUACAUCCGGGAGCUGGUGGACAUCUUCGUCGUGGGCCAGCAGUGCCCCUUGUUCGAGGUGCCCGGCCCCAACUCCAAGCGGGCCAACACGCACAUCCGGGACUUCCUGCAGGUGUUCAUCUACCGCCUGUUCUGGAAGAGCCGGGACCGGCCGCGGCGGAUCCGCAUGGAGGACAUCAAGAAGGCCUUCCCCUCCCAUUCGGAGAGCAGCAUCCGCAAGCGGUUGAAGCUCUGCGCCGACUUCAAGCGCACCGGCAUGGAUUCCAACUGGUGGGUGCUGAAAUCGGAUUUCCGCCUGCCCACGGAGGAGGAGGUGCGGGCCAUGGUGUCCCCGGAGCAGUGCUGUGCCUAUUACAGCAUGAUCGCGGCCGAGCAGAGGCUCAAGGACGCCGGCUACGGAGAGAAGUCCUUCUUCGCCCCCGAAGAAGAAAACGAGGAAGACUUCCAGAUGAAAAUCGACGACGAGGUCCGCACGGCCCCCUGGAACACCACCCGCGCCUUCAUCGCCGCCAUGAAAGGGAAAUGCCUGCUGGAGGUGACCGGGGUGGCCGAUCCCACGGGCUGCGGGGAGGGCUUCUCCUACGUCAAGAUCCCCAACAAGCCCACCCAGCAGAAGGACGACAAGGAGCCCCAGCCGGUGAAGAAGACGGUGACGGGGACCGACGCCGACCUGCGCCGCCUCUCCCUGAAGAACGCCAAGCAGCUGCUGCGCAAGUUCGGCGUGCCCGAGGAAGAGAUCAAGAAGCUGUCGCGCUGGGAGGUGAUCGACGUGGUCCGCACCAUGUCCACGGAGCAGGCCCGCUCCGGGGAGGGGCCCAUGAGCAAGUUCGCCCGGGGGUCCCGCUUCUCCGUGGCCGAGCACCAGGAGCGCUACAAGGAGGAGUGCCAGCGCAUCUUCGACCUGCAGAACAAGGUCCUGGCGUCCACGGAGGUGCUGUCCACGGACACGGACAGCAGCUCGGCCGAGGACAGCGACUUCGAGGAGAUGGGGAAGAACAUCGAGAACAUGCUCCAGAACAAGAAGACCAGCUCCCAGCUGUCCCGCGAGCGGGAGGAGCAGGAGCGCAAGGAACUGCAGCGGAUGCUGCUCGGCGACGACGGGCCCCACGACAAGGACAAGGCCAAGAAGGACAAGAGGGACCGGAAGGGGCUGGCGGCGGGCGGCCCGGGGGCGUCCGGGGGUCCUCACAAGGACGACGACACGGCCUCGGUGACCAGCCUGAACUCGUCGGCCACGGGCCGCCGCCUGAAAAUCUACCGCACGUUCCGAGACGAGGACGGGAAGGAAUACGUCCGCUGCGAGACCGUCCGCAAGCCGGCCGUCAUCGACGCCUACAUCCGCAUCCGCACCACCAAGGACGAGGAGUUCAUCCGCAAGUUCGCGCUCUUCGACGAGCAGCACCGCGAAGAGAUGCGCAAGGAGCGCAGGAGGAUCCAGGAGCAGCUGAGGCGGCUGAAGCGGAACCAGGAGAAGGAGAAGCUCAAAGGGCCCCCCGAGAAGAAGCCCAAGAAGAUAAAGGAGCGUCCGGAUCUGAAGCUGAAAUGCGGGGCCUGCGGGGCCAUCGGACACAUGAGGACGAACAAGUUCUGCCCUCUGUACUACCAAACCAACGCCCCGCCCUCCAACCCGGUGGCCAUGACGGAGGAGCAGGAGGAGGAGCUGGAGAAGACGGUCAUCCACAACGACAACGAGGAGCUCAUCAAGGUGGAGGGCACCAAGAUCGUCCUGGGGAAGCAGCUGAUCGAGAGCGCCGACGAGGUGCGGCGGAAAUCCCUGGUCCUCAAGUUCCCCAAACAGCAGCUGCCGCCGAAGAAGAAGCGGAGGGUCGGCACCACCGUCCACUGUGACUACCUCAACAGGCCACACAAGUCCAUCCACCGCCGGCGCACGGACCCCAUGGUGACGCUGUCGUCCAUCUUGGAGUCCAUCAUCAACGAAAUCCGCGACCUCCCCAACACGUACCCCUUCCACACGCCGGUGAACGCCAAGGUGGUGAAGGACUACUACAAGAUCAUCACGCGGCCCAUGGACCUGCAGACGCUGCGCGAGAACGUCCGCAAGCGCCUCUACCCGUCCCGCGAGGAGUUCCGCGACCACCUGGAGCUCAUCGUCAAGAACAGUGCCACCUACAACGGCCCCAAGCACUCCCUGACUCAGAUCUCCCAGUCGAUGCUGGACCUCUGCGACGAGAAGCUCAAGGAGAAGGAAGAUAGGCUGGCCCGUUUGGAAAAAGCCAUCAACCCGCUGCUGGACGACGACGACCAGGUGGCCUUUUCCUUCAUCCUGGACAACAUCGUCACCCAGAAGAUGAUGGUGGUCCCCGACUCCUGGCCGUUCCACCACCCGGUCAACAAGAAGUUCGUCCCCGACUACUACAAGGUGAUCGUCAACCCGAUGGACCUGGACAGCGUCCGCAAGAACAUCUCCAAGCACAAGUACCAGAACCGGGAGAGUUUCCUGGACGACGUGAACCUGAUCCUGGCCAACAGCGUCAAGUACAACGGUCCGGACAGCCAGUACACCAAAACGGCCCAGGAGAUCGUCAACACCUGUUACCAGACGCUGGCCGAGUACGACGAGCACCUGACGCAGCUCGAGAGAGACAUCUGCACGGCCAAGGAGGCCGCCCUGGAGGAGGCGGACCUGGAGAGCCUCGACCCCAUGACCCCCGGGCCGUACACCCCCCAGCCUCCCGACCUCUACGACAACAACACGUCCCUCAGCGUGUCGCGGGACGCCUCGGUCUACCAGGACGAGAGCAACCCGUCGGCCCUGGACACGCCCACCGCCACCCCCGAGAAGCGGGGGGCCCAGAUGCGGCAGGGCCAGGGCAGGCUGGGCCAGGAGGACUCUGAUGUAGAUAUUGAAGGGUUUGGUGAGGAGGAGGAGGAGGAGGAGGAGGAUGAGGAGGAGGAGGAGGAGGAGGAGGAUGGGAAACCUAAGACUCCGGCCCCAGAGGCGGAGGACGGCGACGACCUGGCCGAGGAGGAGGAGGGGGCGGCUCGGCGGCCGCAGGCCAGCGUCCUGUACGAGGACCUGCUCAUGUCCGACGGGGAGGACGACGACGCCGCCGGGAGCGACGAGGAGGGGGACAAUCCCUUCUCCUCCAUCCAGCUGAGCGAGAGCGGCAGCGACUCGGACGUGGAGGGCGGAGGCGGGCGGCCCAAACAGCCCCACGGGCUGCUGCGGGACGGCACGCGGCUGGGCCUGGGCCUGGACGCCGAGGAGACCAUGCUGGCCUACGCAGGGGAGCCCGCCGGGGCCGCCCACGCCACGGAGGACAGCAACAUCAGCUACGGGAGCUCGGAGGAGCCGGACCCCAAGUCGGCCACGCGGGACACGAGCUACAGCAGCGCCGGCGGCUACGACGUGUCGGAGGAGGAGGACGACGAGGAGGAGGAGGAGGAGCAGCCCUGCGGGCCCAGCGUGCUGAGCCGCGUGGCCCUGUCCGAGGACGAGGACGACAGCGAGGAUUUCCGCUCCAUGGCCGGAGAGAGCGACCUGGACUCGGACGAGUAGGGGGGGGCGCGGGAGACUCGGGGCGGGGGGUCCGGGGGGACGCCGCACCACGGGGACCCGGCCACCGACCCCCGGGGAGGCCGGGCGCCCGUCGCGGGCGGCGGCCCGGAUCGAAUGAGUCCGACCGGCGGACCGGCCCUUCUCCGGAAGGCGGCGGCGGGAGCGUGGGGAAUAAACGGCCGUUUUUCCCGGA